CGAGCCAUUGCUGAAAAGUCCACAAAAGUGUCAAAGAUGCAACAGUUCACAGUAUUUGAUUAGACAAAAAAAAAGGUCUUAUCAAUCCGCUUAGAGAGACAAAGGUGCAAAUCAGUGUCACAGAAGUCAAAGUUUAAUUAAUAUUUCAUAGGCUGGCUGAUGUCACAACUCCUUGUGAAGCACAUAUAAAAGAGGGACACUGUAGGUGGGACGUUCUUCACAAAUAUAACUCAGACUUGUCUCCACCUGCUGCAGAGAAGGACGCCUCCUGUUUGAAUUUCAGCACCAUGGUCAGCGCCCGGACCCUCCUCCUUCUUACGGCCACCUGCUGCGCCUACCUGCGACUGGCCCGAGCGGAGGAGUCCUCACUGGAGACGCGCUCCUUAGACUUCACCCUGAAAACCCAGCAGGAGAAAGACCUGAUCGAUGCUUUGCAAGAAGUUCUGGAAAAGCUGAGAAACAAAGAAAUGCCCUUAGAGAAAAAACUUGGCUGGUUACCUUCGUGUGAUGCAGGGGAGCCAUGUGCUGUACGUAAAGGGGCACGCAUCGGGACCCUAUGCAGCUGUCCCCGGGGGACUUCCUGUAACUUCUAUGUCCUCAAAUGCUUGUAAAGAAUAAACAGAAAUACAAAGGAUACACAGCUUUGGGUCAAUUCGCCUUUUUGCCAAUUUUACACCAAUAUAUUUUACACGGUUUUGUUACUUCUUCCUUAAAUUUCAGCCAUGUCAUACCAAUCAAUACAUUGAAACUAUUUCUUAAUAUUUUGUUUUUCUUUGUCACUGCUAUUUAAUGAAAUACGAAGAUAUCUGGUCAGAAACUAUUCAAAAUAUAUUGAUAUAAAGCACUUUAACUUGCACCCUACUUCCAUUUAUUUUGAGCCACCUGACUUUACUGAAAAUAAUUCAACAUUUUAAUUUAGUCAGUAAUAUUAGCCUCAAACUUGAAAAUAGGCUCAUUCCUUAUGAAUGCAUCAACAAAUGUGAAGUCUUACAAUCUGUAGUCAAGGAAAAAAACAAAAUCUGCUAAGUUUUAUGAAAGGAACAUGAUUACAAAGUUAUGAAAUGGCAAAAGGGCGAAAUGACCGGCUCCUGUGACAUGCACUGGUGUGGAGUAAAUUAAGUGACGAAUGUAAGAUUUGGCAGGGCAUCAGGGAGCUCUGUUUAUGCCCAUUCUGAUUUUCAAGUAGAAAAAAUAUUAAAUGUCUGACCUUGUGAAAAACUUUCUGAUAAUAUUUCCUUCUAAUUCAGUCAAUCAUUGUGGAACAUAUAGCUUGUUUAUAAAUAUAUUUGUAAGAGCCAAAGCCAUUAAAGUGACUUUCAAAAAUCAAA
Messenger RNA from Fundulus heteroclitus (mummichog), 1328 nucleotides. RefSeq names its product cocaine- and amphetamine-regulated transcript protein. The coding region runs from base 288 to 611 and encodes 107 amino acids. The record is from RefSeq and is a predicted model, not a curated record. Gene Ontology annotation, molecular function: neuropeptide hormone activity. The transcript has 3 exons. Lineage: Eukaryota; Metazoa; Chordata; Actinopteri; Cyprinodontiformes; Fundulidae. Gene Ontology annotation, biological process: adult feeding behavior; G protein-coupled receptor signaling pathway; positive regulation of MAPK cascade.